Dermacentor andersoni is the source of this 1998-nucleotide messenger RNA. RefSeq names its product cytochrome P450 3A6-like. The record is from RefSeq and is a predicted model, not a curated record. NCBI's taxonomy places the organism in Eukaryota, Metazoa, Arthropoda, Arachnida, Ixodida, Ixodidae. Gene Ontology annotation, molecular function: heme binding; steroid hydroxylase activity; iron ion binding.
AGUUGCAGCUCAGUUAUUUGAAGCAUACGUAUUCAGUGACUGCUCCGCGUUUACAGGGACACACGGUGCACACAACUAUCACCUAUCAGAUGGCCAAUAAAUGGCUACUUUUCAGUGGUUACAUGGAGAAAACGACGGGUUUCGCCACCGCCGUUGCUGCUAUUGCCGCGGCUGCAAUCGUGUUUUGGCUGCUAAAACGCCGUCGCAGACUCAGGUUGUUCAAGGAUCUCGGCAUUCCAGGGCCAGAGCCAGACUUCAUCUGGGGAAAUCUCAAGGAGACGGACCACAGACGUAUUGAGACUUACGUGCAAUGGAGAAAGCAGUAUGGCAAGCUGUUCGGCGUCUACGUCGGUAGUGAGCCUUUCUUGGUUAUCACUGACCCACAAAUGGCUCACGAGUGCUUUGUCAAGCAAGCGGCCAUAUUUCAGGACAGACCUACGGUGUUUGUGGAUGCGGAGCCUUUCAAAAGCAGCCUUUUUCAGCUUGGCGGCAACGCAUGGAAGUACGUGCGGGCAAGGUUGAACUACGGCUUCAGUUCGGGCAUGAUCAAAGAUCUCUCUCAAAUAGCAAACUUAUGUGCCACUAGAUUUGCAGAGAGGAUAUCUUCGAUAAGCCUGAGAAGCGGAUACGUGGAAGUAUUUAACUGUGGACUGGAUUAUUCCUUCGAAUUCAUCAUGAACUCGGUGCUGGCACAGCAGGUGAGAUCCCAAGAAGACUGCAACGAGCCCAUUCUGGAGAGCCUGAAGCAAGUCAUCAAGGACAUGGAAAACUCGGCCAUCGAGGUUGCCUUUACGGUUCCUGUUGUACGCGCUCUUCUUACAUUGAUAUAUCCACUAACAAAGCAUGCCAGAGCAUUCAGAAAUGUUAUGAAUCACGUGCAGCACGCCGUUGAACUGCACCGUUCCGGAAAGCUUCGGAAAGAACCGAGCGUGCUUCGGACGCUUCUGGACGAUCAGACAGAAGCUCCCGACGUAGCACAAGAAAAGCCAAGCAGGCGAGGCAAAUAUCUGGACGAUCAUUACGUAUCGUCUAACGCCACAAUAUUUCUAUUGGCUGGCAUCGAAACUACUGCUUCCACGCUUUCUUUUCUAAUGUAUCUCUUGGCCAGGCACCCAAGCGAGCAAGAAAAAGUAGUCAAGGAGAUGAAUGACGUGCUUCCUUUAGAAGAAGGCGGUGAGUUAAGCUUCGGCCAAAUGCAUCGCCUGAAAAGAGUCGACAUGGUGAUCUACGAAGGACUUCGUCUUUACCCACCCGUCCCACUGUACGUCGUAAGGCGUUGCACUGUGGACACGACUGUUUGUGGACAGUUCAUUCCAGCUGGUGUUAAUGUGAUGGUUACACCGUGGCUCAUCCAUAACGACCCUGACGUUUGGCCGGAGCCGGACUUGUUUCGUCCGGACAGGUUUUCCGAAGAAAACAGCGAAGGUUACCGCAACGGAGCUUACAUGCCUUUUGGAUUAGGACCCAGGGUGUGCAUAGGCCAGAGGAUAGCGUUCCUAGCGGUGAAAUAUGCGCUCGUUAGACUUCUACGUGAUUUUAAGCUGACGCUGCGCGAUGAGACCGCUGGCCCGCCCACGUUAUCCGUGCCUAGCCUGACACUCGUUCCAGGAGACGGAGUGACGGUCAGAGUGGAGCGCAGGUUAGCGAGGACGGUAGCUUAAAUGCGGCAAUAAAGCUGUCAAGAGUGCUCGCGUCAUUGCUCAUACUUGAGAGCGAGACAAUCAGCAAGUAAUUCGUCAAAUCAAUGCGUUAGAGGUUAUCCAUAUAGCUUUCUUUGUGCGCGUCAACCCAUAUCACCCUAUCAGAAGUGCGUGUCUAUGCUGAAAAGAAUGACCGCCUGUGAUCACUCACACGUAAGGCUUUUUCGCAGGACAUCGUCCAGCGCAAACUUUUGGGAUACAUGUGGCACAUCCAAGGACUGAAGACAUCCGUUGACACCCAUGCCAAGAAUAAAAGUUCUAUGGUCAUGCGCGCCAAAACCACGAUCGGAUUAUGGGG